AUGGAGGAGUUUGUAACGAUGCCAUGUGAUGUGCCAUCUUGUACUGCCUUGAAAUGGGGGGCACUGACAGCUGAUCUACAGUACAAGUAUAAGCCACACGUGAUCAUUGGACCAGGGUGUACCCCGUCAGUGCAGACUGUUUCCAGAAUGGCCGUUUCAUGGAACAUUCCUCACAUCACAUAUGUAGGAACUGACGAAUCCCUUGGUGACAAAACAGAAUUUUCAAUGCUAUCCCGCCUGUCGUUCACCAUGAAUACCUUUGCUAAAUUCUACGUCGACGUUUUUGACGCCUUUGGUUGGACCGAUAUCGCGAAUAUAUAUGACAGUGACGUAUACCUUCCAAAUCUGGUUGGAACAAGUCUGCAGCGGUCUUUCGAUGAAGAUGCCCAGCAGAUCCGCUCCACACCUAUACCUUUUCAUAGCAUGACUUCAGAUCUCACCUCGGAGAUUCAGACAUUGAUGAAUAAAGCAGCCACACUUUCCAGAGUUUUUGUAGUCUCAUGUCAUGGUGAUGUGUUCCGGAAAAUGGUGUUGCUGACAAAAUCAAUGGCGUCACUUCCGUUUGGCGAAUACGUGUUCAUUUUCUUUUUUCAACUGCACGGUGAUCCACCUGUCGGCACUUAUGAUUGGUUCAGAGGGGACACGCUAGAUAACGAAGCCCGUUUAGCGUAUGAAUCUGUGAUGGUGAUACGUCCCAGACGUCCUGUGUCAGACGAAUUCUUCAAAUUUGAGAAGGAAGUGAAAGAAAGAGCUCAGACAGAGUAA
Mya arenaria is the source of this 765-nucleotide messenger RNA. RefSeq names its product atrial natriuretic peptide receptor 3-like. Gene Ontology annotation, molecular function: signaling receptor activity; peptide hormone binding. The transcript has 7 exons. NCBI's taxonomy places the organism in Eukaryota, Metazoa, Mollusca, Bivalvia, Myida, Myidae. Bases 1 to 765 code for a protein of 254 amino acids. The record is from RefSeq and is a predicted model, not a curated record.